This is a messenger RNA of Trichoderma asperellum CBS 433.97, 927 nucleotides long. RefSeq lists its product as uncharacterized. Gene Ontology annotation, biological process: protein transport. The record is from RefSeq and is a predicted model, not a curated record. NCBI's taxonomy places the organism in Eukaryota, Fungi, Ascomycota, Sordariomycetes, Hypocreales, Hypocreaceae.
AUGCCCCCCACAGCUACCUGGCAGACCAAGCUCAAGGUCCAGCUGAAGCUGGCCAUUGCGCGCCUGCGCAUGGUGCAACAGCGGGAUGAGCAGCUUGGAAAGACGCAUCGCCGAGCAAUGGCGCAGCUCCUCGAGGCUGGCAAAGUCGACUCAGCAACGAUCCGCGUCGAGAACAUCAUCCGCUCCGACAUCACCAGCGAGCUACAUGAGCUGCUGGAGCUCUACUGCGAGCUAUUACUUGCGCGCGCGGGGCUUCUAGAGGGCCCGGUAUGCGACCCUGGAUUGGAGGAGGCUGUCAAGAGCAUCCUGUACGCGGCACCCAAGACCGAGAUCAAGGAGUUGAUGACGGUGCGGACGCUGCUGGCGGAGAAGUACGGCAAGGAGUUUGUGUUGGCGGCUAUGGAUAAUACAGACGGCAAGGUCAACGAGAAGGUGGUCAAGAAGCUAAGCGUAGAGGCGCCACGACGAGAGCUGGUGACGGGGUAUCUAGAAGAGAUUGCCAAGGCAUACGGCGUGGAUUGGCCCAGAAGGGAGGUUUCCUCGCCACCUCCACCGGAUUUGCUGGAUGAGGACCUUGAAGGCAAGGGAGAUGGGGAUGGCGAUGGAGCGGGAGGCGGCGGACAGGCUCAGAGGAACGAUUUAGACAAGCCCCUCACUGAGGCGCAAAGGAAGCUCUCUCUGGGCGAAGAGCAGAUGAAUCGAGCAACACCGCCGAGCGCGAAGCUGGGCGAGCCCAAGAGCCCGCUAAUGGUGACGCCGCCGCGGAUGACGACGGACAACGUGCAUCCCAAGGUGAUGAUGGGAUCUAUCGAACUGAAGAGCAAGAAGGACGAGGUGCCGGUGGUGAGGAAGAAGUCAGAGCCGGAAGGGUCAGUACCGGAUAUCGGAGAUUUAGAGAGACGGUUUGCGGCGUUGAAGAAGAGGUGA